Messenger RNA from Tinamus guttatus (white-throated tinamou), 5451 nucleotides. Lineage: Eukaryota; Metazoa; Chordata; Aves; Tinamiformes; Tinamidae. The record is from RefSeq and is a predicted model, not a curated record.
UUUGACUGGGUACACGUCAGUGCUCAAGAGCCUCUCUAUCUGCCGCCUGAGAUGCCUCAAGGAUCAUACAUGAUUGUGAUUUCCUCAGACCAUGACCCCGGAGAAAAGACUCGACUCCAGCUUCCUACAAUGAAGGAAAAUGAUACUCACUGCAUCGAUUUCAGCUACCUUUUAUAUAGCAAGAGUGGGACAAACCCGGGAACACUCAACAUUCUCGUCCGAGUGAACAAAGGGCCGCUGGCUAAUCCCAUCUGGAACGUCACUGGCUCCACUGGCAAAGACUGGCUUCGAGCAGAGCUGGCUGUCAGCACUUUCUGGCCAAAUGAGUAUCAGGUAAUAUUUGAAGCUGAAGUCUCAGAAGGGAGAAAUGGCUACAUUGCCAUUGAUGACAUCCAGGUUCUGAGUUACCCUUGUGAUAAAUCUCCACAUUUCUUGAGGCUGGGAGAUGUAGAGGUCAAUGCAGGGCAGAAUGCUACAUUUCAAUGCAUUGCUACAGGGAGAGAUGCAGUGAAUAACAAGUUAUGGCUUCAGAGAAGAAAUGGAGAAGAUAUUCCAGUUGCUCAGACUAAAAAUAUCAAUCACAGAAGAUUUGCUGCUACCUUUAAGUUGCAAGAAGUGACAAAAACUGACCAGGAUUUAUACCGCUGUGUAACUCAGUCAGAAAGAGGUUCUGGAGUGUCAAAUUUUGCUCAACUUAUUGUUCGAGAGCCACCCCGGCCCAUAGCACCCCCGCAGCUGCUUGGUGUGGGGCCUACAUACCUGCUGAUCCAGCUCAAUGCCAACUCCAUCAUCGGCGAUGGACCCAUCAUUCUGAAAGAAGUGGAGUACCGCAUGACGUCGGGCACCUGGACGGAAACCCACGCUGUCAACGCACCGACAUACAAACUCUGGCACUUGGACCCAGAUACCGAAUACGAGAUUCGGGUGCUGCUCACCAGACCAGGAGAAGGAGGAACUGGGCAGCCGGGACCUCCGCUCAUCACCAGAACCAAAUGUGCAGAGCCUAUGAGAACACCUAAAACCUUAAAGAUUGCUGAAAUCCAGGCCAGACACAUUGCUGUGGACUGGGAAUCCCUGGGGUACAACAUCACGCGCUGCCACACUUUCAAUGUCACCAUAUGCUACCACUACUUCUGUGGGCACAACGAGAGCAAGGCGGACUGCUUGGACAUGGAUCCCAAAGCACCGCAGCAUGUCGUGGAUCACCUGCCUCCCUACACCAAUGUCAGCCUCAAAAUGAUCUUAACCAAUCCAGAAGGGAGAAAGGAAAGCGAGGAGACUAUUAUUCAGACAGACGAAGAUGUGCCAGGCCCCAUCCCUGCCAAGUCAGUGAAGGGAACUCCUUUUGAAGAUAAGAUCUUCCUCAACUGGAAGGAACCCAUGGAUCCGAAUGGCAUCAUUACUCAGUACGAGGUCAGCUAUAGCAGUAUACGAUCAUUUGAUCCGGCAGUUGCAGUUGCAGGGCCUCCGCAAACGGUGUCAAAGCUGUGGAACAGCACACACCACGUCUUCUCACACCUGCACCCUGGUACCACCUACCAGUUCUUUAUCCGCGCGAGCACCGUCAAAGGGUUCGGACCAGCAACCACAAUCAAUGUCACAACCAACAUUUCAGCUCCCACCUUACCGGAUUAUGAAGGAGUCGAUGCAUCUCUCAAUGAAACUGCGACCACAAUAACUGUACUAUUGAGACCAGCACAGGCCAAAGGUGCCCCUAUCAGCGCCUACCAGAUUGUCGUUGAGGAGCUGCACCCGCACCGAACAAAGCGAGAAACGGGUGCCAUGGAGUGCUACCAAGUCCCUGUCACUUACCAGAAUGCUGCUAGCGGAGGAUCACCCUACUACUUUGCUGCUGAACUGCCCCCGGGCAACCUGCCCGAACCGGCCCCUUUUACUGUGGGUGACAACAGGACCUACCAGGGCUUCUGGAACCCACCGCUGGCACCUCGCAAAGGCUACAACAUCUACUUCCAGGCCAUGAGUAGUGUCGAGAAGGAAACCAAAACCCAGUGUGUUCGAAUAGCUACAAAAGCAGCAGCAACAGAAGAACCUGAGGUGAUUCCAGAUCCCGCUAAACAAACAGAUAGAGUGGUGAAAAUAGCAGGAAUAAGUGCUGGAAUUCUGGUAUUCAUCCUGCUUCUCCUCGUUGUCGUACUGGUCGUCAAAAAAAGGAGGAGCUACUAUUCUUACUCCUACUAUCUCAAACUUGCUAAGAAGCGCAAAGAUGCUAUGGGGACCACCCGACAAGAGAUGACACACAUGGUGAAUGCGAUGGACAGGAGUUAUGCUGACCAGAGCACCCUGCAUGCAGAAGAUCCCCUUUCAAUCACAUUUAUGGACUCUCAUAACUUCAGCCCCAGAUUGCCCAAUGAUCCACUUGUGCCGACAGCUGUGUUAGUGCCUAUUACUGAUGAAAAUCACACUGCAACAGCAGAGUCCAGUCGUCUUCUGGACGUCCCCCGUUAUCUCUGCGAAGGCACGGAAUCCCCUUACCAGACGGGACAGCUGCACCCUGCCAUCAGGGUGGCCGAUUUAUUGCAGCAUAUCAACCUGAUGAAGACCUCUGACAGCUAUGGAUUUAAAGAGGAAUACGAGAGUUUUUUUGAGGGACAGUCGGCUUCUUGGGAUGUUGCUAAGAAGGAUCAAAACAGAACAAAGAACCGCUAUGGAAACAUCAUAGCAUAUGACCACUCCAGGGUGAUUUUGCAACCUGUUGAGGAUGAUCCAUCUUCAGAUUACAUUAAUGCCAACUACAUAGAUGGAUACCAGAGACCAAGCCACUACAUUGCAACCCAAGGUCCAGUUCAUGAGACUGUAUAUGAUUUUUGGAGAAUGAUAUGGCAGGAGCAAUCAGCUUGUGUUGUGAUGGUCACAAAUUUGGUUGAAGUUGGGAGAGUCAAGUGCUACAAGUAUUGGCCUGAUGACACAGAAGUUUACGGUGACUUUAAAGUGACUUGUAUAGAGAUGGAGCCGCUUGCAGAAUAUGUCGUCAGGACGUUUACUCUAGGAAGGAGGGGUUACAACGAAAUCCGUGAAGUUAAGCAGUUUCAUUUCACUGGCUGGCCAGACCAUGGAGUUCCUUACAAUGCCACCGGCCUGCUCUCGUUCAUACGGAGGGUCAAACUGUCUAACCCUCCUAGUGCAGGGCCCAUUGUUGUGCAUUGCAGUGCUGGUGCUGGACGAACAGGCUGUUAUAUUGUGAUCGAUAUCAUGUUAGAUAUGGCAGAAAGAGAAGGUGUUGUGGACAUCUACAACUGUGUCAAAGCUUUGCGUUCCCGUCGCAUCAACAUGGUGCAGACAGAGGAGCAGUACAUCUUUAUUCAUGACGCCAUUCUAGAAGCUUGUCUGUGUGGAGAAACUGCUAUUCCUGUCUGUGAAUUCAAAGCUGCAUAUUUUGAUAUGAUUAGAAUAGACUCUCAGACAAACUCUUCACAUCUCAAAGAUGAGUUCCAGACGCUGAAUUCGGUGACCCCGCGCCUGCAAGCUGAGGACUGCAGCAUAGCCUGCUUGCCAAGGAAUCACGACAAGAACCGCUUCAUGGAUAUGCUGCCACCUGACAGAUGUCUGCCUUUCUUGAUUACUAUUGAUGGGGAGAGCAGCAACUACAUCAAUGCUGCUCUUAUGGACAGCUACAGGCAGCCAGCGGCUUUUAUUGUCACGCAACAUCCUUUACCAAACACUGUGAAAGAUUUCUGGAGAUUAGUGUAUGACUAUGGCUGCACUUCUCUUGUGAUGUUAAAUGAAGUCGACUUAGCACAGGGCUGCCCACAAUACUGGCCUGAAGAAGGAAUGCUGAGGUACGGCCCCAUCCAAGUGGAGUGCAUGUCCUGUGCCAUGGAUUGUGAUGUGGUAAACCGUAUUUUCAGGAUAUGCAACCUAACAAGACCACAAGAGGGCUAUCUGAUGGUCCAGCAAUUCCAGUAUUUGGGAUGGGCUUCUCAUAGAGAUGUACCAGCUUCCAAGAGAUCUUUCUUGAAGCUAAUCCUCCAGGUUGAAAAAUGGCAAGAGGAAUGUGAAGAGGGGGAGGGACGGACCAUCAUUCAUUGCCUAAAUGGUGGUGGCCGGAGUGGGAUGUUCUGUGCCAUCGGAAUCGUGGUGGAAAUGGUGAAGAGGCAGAACGUGGUUGAUGUUUUCCAUGCUGUGAAGACCUUGCGGAACAGCAAGCCCAACAUGGUCGAAACUCCAGAGCAGUAUCGUUUCUGCUAUGACGUUGCAUUGGAGUACCUGGAAUCUUCUUAGUUAGAAUGGAAGUGAUAAAGUUCACCAAAUAUAUGAAUCUCAAUAAGCUGUUUUGACAACAGUUCUUGAUCCUGUGAAGAAAGAUUUUAGGGGAAGAGGGGGGAGGGGGAUUUUAAAUUUUAAAUGCAAAGUAUUUUUCAUAUGAAGUUGUGUAUCUUAAUAAAAAAACUCAAUCUGUUUCUAUGCCUGUAUACAGUAUCAACAUCUAGUGCCACAUAAAUACUGUUUAAUGAAAAACAGAGUCAGAAGAGAUUUGCGCAAAUUAGGACUUUUCAGUGUUUGUAUAUGCAGCCGUCUCUCAAUUACAAUAGAGCAACCAUCUGUUGCAUGUAUCAAUAUUUCCUAUAUGGUAUUAAUUUUCUUUCUUUUUCUUUUGAUACAUUGUUAAAGUAAAAUAACAGUGCAGAUUGAUAGUAAGGUUCAUUCUUUAUACGUUUCAAGUGUUGCAUAUAUAUAUAUUAUAUAUAGUAAAAAACUGGCUUAUUUUGUUUUAAUGUGCAAUGAUGGCUGGAUCACAUAAAGAUCUUUAUAAAGAAACUUAAACAUAAGCCAAAGACUCAAGUGUAAAUAUGUCUAUAUUGAGAAAGCACAUGUAUUUAUUGUUCACUUGCAUUCCUUUUUUGAUGGCUGAAAAAAAAAAGAAGAAUCAUUUUUCUUGAAGAAAGCUUUUUUUGCUGAAAUCAAGUGUAAACAAUUUUUGUAGUUUAUUUUUUGUAUGUUUUAGUGUAAGUAGAAGACAUACUUUUUAUGCAUAGACCAGGAAACAUCGGUAUAGUGGUUUUGUUGUGUACAUGCUUGUGAUUCAAAUCCAUGUAAACAACUCACUUAUAGAAGGUCUUUAACUAUAGGACCAAAAUCAAAACAUUUUGCUGAAAAUGUAUAGUUUUUCACAGUUGCGUUAGUUAAAUACCGAUCAAAAGACUCUAAAUGGAAGGACACACAUCAGAAUGGCCUUGCCUAUGACUUGCACAAUAUUGGAAGUAAUUUUUAAGCACCAUUAUAAUUUCAAGAGAAGCAAUUGUUUAAAAAUAAUCAAGCACAGAUCAAAAGGACAGCUGCUGGACAACAAGAUGGCACUAGGUAUGCCCUUCAGGGUUAAAGGUAUUUGUUGAGCAAGUUGUAAAAUUAAGCAAUGUUUAUUUUGAUGUUUACAAACAUGUAAGCUCUGCUUCCGAGAAAGCAAAAUUUGAAUAAAACAAUGCCAGAUUCUGA